CCGUUCGCGAAUUGUUGAAGCUGACACAAUCAAAGUGUGAAAAGGUCAAGGUAAUUUAUAACAAGGAAGUAAUUCUUGUUUUCUCACUUGAAUAUCAUAGAAUUAAUUCAAUAGGAUAUAAUUAAGUUAAUUGUGAAACAAUGGCUCAGAUACACAGCGACAAACAGAUUCUAGUGAAUGCAGACGAACUGCAACAUGGUGACCGCUAUUUUUCACCCGAGAGUCAGUAUUAUAGAACUCAAGUUCAAGCAGGAAGGGAGAUUGACAGAGGACAUGUACAUGAAUCAGAACCAAGUGACUAUAUGUGUUCUGCACUAAUGGCAUGCCUUUGUUGUUGCUGGCCGUUAGGAUUGAUUGCUAUGUAUUACGCAAACAGUGCAAAUGAUGCGAAGGCAAAGGGAGAUUUCGAAGAAGCCAGGAAGCAAAAUAGUACUGCACGAUCCAUGAUUAUUGCCUCAGUCAUAUUCGGAAUAAUUACAGUUGGUGCUGUCGUCGCCAUACGUGUUUAUCAAACGAAAUAAGAAUUAUUGGAGUUAAUAAAUAAUUUUUAUAUCAACUUUACUAAAACAAUCUGCGUAGUAGUAUUAUGUACUAACAGUUGCUUUGGUUCGUAUUUCUAUUUUGAAUUGUGUCAAACAGUCAGACGAAUGAUGCGGCUAGUGAAAUUACGAAGACUGUCGACAAUAAAAUCGUUUGGCAUUACUAAGACCUACUAAUAUUUGUUUCAGUUGUUUUUCUUAUAUGUGUUUCUAUUACAAUGGUACUUUUAUAUCUAAGUCUUUAACAUGCAUUGUUGUCAUUAAAGAUUAAUUUCUUGAUUACGUUGUAAUAUUUCUAUAUCUUUAAAAUAAAACAUUAUUGUACUCUG
Messenger RNA from Mytilus trossulus (common blue mussel), 868 nucleotides. RefSeq names its product transmembrane protein 233-like. The coding region runs from base 141 to 521 and encodes 126 amino acids. The record is from RefSeq and is a predicted model, not a curated record. NCBI's taxonomy places the organism in Eukaryota, Metazoa, Mollusca, Bivalvia, Mytilida, Mytilidae. Gene Ontology annotation, cellular component: membrane. The transcript has 4 exons.